This is a messenger RNA of Pieris napi, 1068 nucleotides long. RefSeq names its product male-enhanced antigen 1. The transcript is spliced from 3 exons. Gene Ontology annotation, biological process: spermatogenesis. The record is from RefSeq and is a predicted model, not a curated record. Lineage: Eukaryota; Metazoa; Arthropoda; Insecta; Lepidoptera; Pieridae. Bases 128 to 592 code for a protein of 154 amino acids.
CUUGAUAGGUGAUACUUAAUAUAUAGUUCAUGAUCAUCUGUGCUUAAAUAAUUAAAUAACUAAAGAAAAUAAACAAAGUAAAAGUUGUAAUUGUGUCUAAUUUGUUCUAACUGGUUGUCUCUCUACAAUGGUUUGCCAAGGCCCUGAACCGCCAGAUAACUCUGCACAAAACUUAACGCCGCCCCCUAGACACGAGUUGGUAACAAAUGGGCAUCAAGAAGAUAGCGAUGAUGAACAAAACGAACACUUUGGAUACGAGCCGUUACCUCAAGGUCCCGAAGCAGUACAUUCUGAUCAUGAUAGUGAUGACGACUGUGGCGUAAAUGUAAUUGAAGCUCAACCAGGAGAAACCCCACCUGACAUUCCUCCUAUUGAACCUAUGGAGAGUAUACUGGCCAGAGAGGUAUGGUGUGCACCAAGAACUUCAGAUCCUAUACAGAUGGACAAUGAAAGAGCUCAACAGGUAAUGUUGGCUAUGGCCAAUUUUGCAUUACCACAGACAUCCAUUCCUGAAUGGGCUCAGAGUAUAACAGAAGAACAAUGGAAGCAAACAUUACAAGAUAGAAUAGAAAAACUAAGAGGAAAUAGAUAAAAUAUUAAAAACUACACUAGAAGUUUCAUUCAAUAAAUUAAUAGAUAUGAUAAAACAUGUUAUAAUAUCAUAUGUUUAUUAUAAUAUAAUUCAUAAUGGUAAAACAAUUUUUUGUAUUGAACAUAUUAGGAGAUAGAUUGUUUAUACAGUCAGGCAUAAAAGAUAAUAAAAAAAAAUAGUUCAAUAAACAUUUAAUUAUUAAUUAAUGCCACCAUAAUGGAAAUAAACAGAGAUAUGACUAGUUGUGUAAUCAAACUACUUGCAGCUAUAUAAAUAUUUAGUUGAAAUUAUAAAAUUUAAAAUCAAUUACUAGAUAGAUAUAUUACUGUAAAAACUUUGUUAUUCAAAAAAAAGUUUAAGUUGUGUCAAGCAUGUUACAGCUAUACAAGAAAAUAACCCACUGUUUAUAGCUAAAAAAAAUGCCUUGUUACUAAGUAACUGUUAAGUAAAAUUAAAUAAAACUAAGACUUCCAAAA